GACGCGUCGGUAGCCAGACUUCGUUCACACGGCUGCGAGCUGCGGUACUAGCUGACAGACGGAGGAUAGGCCAACACAAAAAUAACUAGUCUGAUAUGAUCCACUGAGUGAGAAUGUAAAGCACAGCAUCUGGGUGUUUUUAGGACCGUGAAACAUGACUGGUUGGGUGCCAACCGUUGAAGCCAAAUAUGCAGUGGCUAUUUAUAACUUUGAGGGAAGUAAUUCCUUUGAAUUGAAGCUGAGUGUAGGGGACACCGUGCAAAUUCUGGAAGAAUGUUCAGGCUGGUACAAAGGUUUCACAAGGAACCGAAGGCUCAGGGGGAUUUUUCCAAAGACUUAUGUUCAUGUCAAGGAGGCAUCCGUGGAAAACCGAGGGGAUGUGUUGGAGACAGUUACACCAAAAGAAACGCCGGUUGUUCAUGAGCUGACAACGGUGAUCCGAGAAUGGGGAGUGCUGUGGAAACAACUCUAUGUGAAGGUGAACAGGGAACUGUUCAACACCAUUCACAAGAUGAUGUACGAGCUGAUAGACUGUCAGAAGCAGAUUGUCUCAGGCACCCUCCCUGUAGAUGAACUCAAGGAUCUCAAGCAGCAGGUUACUUCUAAGAUAGACUGUGGCAACAGGGCCCUUGGUCUUGACCUGGUGAUUCGGGACGAAGAGGGUGGUAUACAGGAUCCGUUCUCAGUCAGCACUGUGGCCCUGUUCAAACAACACGAGAUGGCGACGCAAAGGAUAGGCCAGCAGCAGAAUGAAACGCUUAAUCUAGGAGUGCCCAAGAACAUCAAGCAAGCCAAUGUGUAUUCCUACAAUCUGUUUGUCAACCUGAAGAAUGUCGUCUGCAGAAUUGGUGAAGAUUCAGAUGUCUUGAUGAGUCUGUAUGAUGUCAAGGAGCAAAGACACAUCAGCGAGAGUUUUGUUGCCAAAUGGAGCAGCAAAGGCAUCCCCCGGGACAUCAGUCUCCUGUACAGCCUCAAGGCAAUUUUCACGGAUCUUGGUGCGAAGGAUCUACAGAGAGAGAAAGUGUUCCUAGUCUGCCAAAUCAUUAGAAUAGGUAAAAUGGAGCUGAAAGAAGGAGACAAUAACAAGAAGUAUACCACAGGGUUGAGGCGGCCAUUUGGUGUGUGUGCCAUGAAUAUCAGUGAUAUACUGUCUGGUCGUGUGGACACCGAUGAAGAUAAACAACACUUCCUCCCAUUCCAAGCGAGUACCGGGGAAGAGUCACUGGACAGUAUGGUGCGCAAGGUGGUAGUCGCCAGGGAAAUCAACCACAAGGGCCAAGGGAUCUGGGUGGGCCUGAAGAUGGUGCCAGGAGAUGUCAAGCAGGUUUGGAAAGACUAUCCACACCUGAUGGACAGCAGAACGGCCAUUGCCAAGAAGAUGGGCUUCCCAGAGGUCAUCAUGCCAGGCGAUGUCCGCAAUGAUGUCUAUGUGACUUUAUUACAAGGGGAGUUUGAUCGAGGCAACAAACCCAAGGCUAGGAAUGUACAAGUCUCCAUUGAGGUCUGCUCAAGUGAUGGCUCGGUGCUAGAGGAUGUUAUCUACACAGCAGCAGGGGAACCUCCAAGCAGUAAAUAUCACUCUGUCGUGUACUACCAAAUCAAGUCCCCCAAGUUUUAUGAGACAGUCAAGGUUGCCAUACCCAUCGAGGAAUUCUGCCAGCCAGACACUCAUGUCAGGAUAACAUUCAAGCAGAGAUCCUCCUCAGAAACCAAAGACAGACAAGAGAAGCCAUUUGGUGUGGCCUACCUCCGCCUGAUGACAGACAUAGGCACUACAAUUGUCAAUGGAGAGCAUGAGCUGUUAGUGUAUAAGUGUGACAAGCUCCAGGACGUGAUUGGUACCCACUACCUGGACCUGCCCUCCACUAAGCAGGAGCUGGAACGCAAACACCAGCACCAGACUAGUAGUGGCAGCGGCGGCAGCUCAAGCAGCCUGGGCAGCACAGGUAGCCUUUUCCGCAGCAAGAGCUAUGGUCUGAGCACCAAGGACUCGCUGCAGAUUGCCACACUAGUCUGCUCUACCAAGCUGACACAGAACGUUGAUCUGCUGGGCUUGUUGAAGUGGAAAUCUGAUCGGAGUAACCUUCAGGCUAACCUGGAGUCUCUCAUGAAAGUGGAUGGAGAAGAAGUGGUCAAGUUUCUUCAAGACACCCUGGACGCAUUGUUCAGUAUCUUAACAGAGUCGCCGCAGUCCAACGAAUAUGAUGAACCAGUCUUCAAUGCCUUGAUCUUCAUCAUUGGGCUGAUAGCAGACCGCAAGUACCAGCAAUUUAGACCCGUCCUGGAUGCAUACAUUAAGGAGCAUUACAGCGUCACUUUUGCAGAUGUCAAACUCAUGAGAGUUUUCAAGAACUACUUGGACAAUGCUGGAGAGAAGGGAAUGCAGGAUCAGUUGCUGAAAACAAUGAAAGCGAUGGAGUACAUCUUCAGAUUCAUCAUGAAAUCAAGGAUGCUGUUCACUGCGUUGCAUGGUGAUAAUACUGACAGGAACCAAUUUGAAGCCCUUCUGAAGGAUGUGUUCCUGUCUCUCAAAUGGCUCAUGACCUACACGUCUGACAACGUCCUUCUGUGCCAGGGAGCUGCUAUGAAGUACUUGCCCUCAACACUGACUGAUACCUUGACCAUGCUGGAUCCAGAGGAGCUGGCUGUACUAGUCAAGGAUUUCCUUGCCAGUUUGCCUGCCGACCGUCUGGUCAAGCAGAAGAUGGAUUGCAUCAGGGACAUUGUGCACAGCGAUCUCUUCAAACUCAGACACUGCCGAGUAAUACUGGUUCCCAUGGUAACACAGUUCCUCAAGAGUCUGCUGACUAAGAAAGAAGACAUGCGAUUGGUUGCUGACGUCCUGAGUGAAAUCCUGGACACCCUGUGGAGGAAAGAUAUGGGACCAACCCAUGGAGACAUUUCAGAGGUGAUGCACACGUUACUUCGAACCGUCAUACAGUCAAUCAUCUUCAUGUACAUCGAGAAUGAUGAUACGCUCAUUGGGAAGUUUGUCAGUUGUAUCAUCUCCAUCUUGAAUCAGAUGACUGAGUUCCACUACCAGGAGUACAUCAACUCCUUCCCCACUAGGACAGACCUGCUAGAUUUCCUGAUGGAGAUCUUCAUGGUCUUCCGUGAUCUUGUCUCCAAGAACAUCUACCCGCCUGACUGGGCUACCAUGAUUGUCCAGCAGAACAGUGUCAUCCUGUUAGCCAUGAAGCAGUUUGCCCGUGUCUUACAUCGUUCCUUUGUCCGCGUCGAUGAGUUUGAGUCCCAGCUCUGGAAUAACUUCUUCCAUCUUGCAGUGGCCUUCGUGACGCAGGAAUCGCUGCAGCUGGAAAACUUCAGUUCUGCCAAAAGGAACAAGAUCUUGGAAAGAUAUGGUGACAUGCGUCGGGAGGUAGGCUUUGCCAUCAUUCGUACCAUGUGGAACUACCUGGGCAAGAACAAGAUCCGUUUCAUCCCUGAGAUGGUAGGACCAUUCCUGGAGGUCACCUUGGUACCUGAGACGGAGCUCCGUAAAGCCACGCUCCCUAUCUUCUUUGACAUGAUGCAGUGCGAGUGCAACAUCCGCGGCAACUUCAAGGAGUUUGAGCGUGAGAUCAUUAGUCAGCUAGAUGCACUAGUUGAAGGUGGUCAUGGUGAUGAACAAUACAGGGAACUCUUUGGACAGAUGAUCGGUGAAUACUGCAAGCAGAACACGACCAGGUUUGGAAACGAGGGGCUGACUUUCAUCAAAGUGGUGCAAGACCUGAUGGGUCGGCUGUUGGAAUACCGUGACGUAAUCCAUGAUGAGAGCAAAGAGAAUAGGAUGAGUUGCACUGUCAACCUGCUGAAUUUCUACAAGGACAUAGACAGGCAAGACAUGUAUGUGCGGUACCUAUACAAGCUGUGUGAUCUGCACUUGGAAUGUGAUAACUACACAGAGGCUGGCUUUGCACUGCAACUACACGCAGACAGGCUGCAUUGGUCUGACAAACCCCUGUUGACACACAGUGACAAAUACCCUGAGGCACUGACAGAGAGGCAGCUGAAGGAACUCCUGUACUACGAUAUUGUGGAUUUCUUUGACAAGGGAAAGAUGUGGGAGAAAGGCAUUCUCCUGUGUAAAGAGUUGCAAGUCCAGUAUGAGAAGGAACUGUUUGACUACAUCCAACUCAGUGAACUGCUUCAAAGAAUGGCCCACCUGUAUGACAAGAUAAUGAAGAUCCCCCGCCCAGCUCCCGAGUACUUCAAGGUCAUGUACAUCGGCCAUGGCUUCCCAUCAUUCCUCAGGAACAAAGUCUUCAUCUAUCGAGGCAAGGAGUAUGAGCGGCUGGCUGACUUUGUUGCCCGGUUACAGCAGCAAUUUCCCAACGCUACAAUGAUGAACAAAACCACGCCACCAGACAGCGAACAGAUGCAGUCCAAGCAACAAAUUCUUCAAGUUGUUCCCGUCCAGCCGUUAAGAGAAGAACGAAGGGAGUUCAAAGGCAAAACUAUCUGUGAUCAAAUCCUAAGUUACUAUGCAGUGAAUGAGUUGCAGAGAUUCUCCUACUCAAGAGCCUUCCACAGGGAAACCAAGGACAAAGACAAUGAGUUCAAAACGAUGUGUAUUGAGAGAACCUACUUCACUACAGCCUACCGGCUGCCUGGCAUUCUCAGAUGGUUUGAAGUUCUCAAAACAGCCUCCGAGGAGCUGACCCCCAUCCGUAAUGCCAUUGACAGUAUGGAGGAUGCCAACAGUAAGGUGAAGCAGAUGAUUGGUCAGUACCAGGCUGACUCCAGCCUUCCCAUCAACCCUUUGAGUCUGCAGCUGAAUGGUGUGAUUGACUCGGCCGUCAUGGGCGGACCGGCCAAAUAUGAGCAGGCUUUCUGCACUGAUGAGUAUGCAGGGGAGCAUCAAGAGAAUGGCAUCCACAUCACCAGACUCAAGGAACUCUUUGCUGAACAGGUGGCAUUGGUUGAGGUGGGUUUGAUGUUACAUCGCAACAAAAUGAAGGAGGAUUUGCGGCCGUUCCAUCAGAAGAUGGAAGUCAUGUUUGUCAAGAGAAAGGAAUUGGUGGAGGAACGAUACGGCAAAAAGCUUGUGGAAGGUUUUGCAUUGACCCCCAAUGAUCGCAUGAUCCAGUCCUACGCUCGGCGUUUCUCACGAGGUCAGUCAGACCGGCCACUGUCUGCCAUGUCCAACUCAUCCACAUCGUCAGACACUCAUGGGUCUCGGAGUAGCAUUGUCUCCAAUCCAGACAUGAUGAGCUACUUGCAAUUAGUCAGUUCCACUGUGUCCCAGCAUUGGAACUUUAACUUGACCACACCCCGGCGCAUGAGUGACUCUGCAACCUAUUCCAGGGGACAAGGUACCCCCAGCGGCAAGUCGUCAGGCCAACACAAGGAGAAGGGUUCAGGCAGCCCUGCCAAGAGGAACAGCAAGGAUCUGUCAGCAGAGGACUCAGGCUCCAAUGCCAGCACACCGUCUAAAGAGACAGCCAAACCAAUCAUCCUGGAUGAGAAGAUAUCAAGUGCCAGGCCGCUUCGUAAGGACAUGAAGAAAGCCAACGCCUCUCCCUUACCUAGGCCACUCAAAGCCAUGUCUAUGCAUGUCCCCAUGAUCACAACCUCCCCUGGUGAUGAGCCUGAACUCCCUCCUAAGCUACCCCCUAAGCAGGCCUACAGUGACUACUCCAGUUUGCCGCUCUAUGAUGGUGCACCCAAUCCCCUCCCACCCAAGAAACUCAGCCUGCAGCUAGGUGGCACGCCGCUCAGGGAUAGGCCGCCUCCACUCCCAGACAAGGAAGCUAGUGGCGCAGCAUCCCAUAUGCCUACAAUGAAAGAGCCUCUCCUUCGCCAUGGAUCACCAUUGAGAAAACCCACCACCAACAACACUCACAAGUAGUCACAUAACUCAACAGCUCCACCCCACCCCCCCCCCCCCCCUUACAUAGUGUGACAACAAAACUCCACAAAACUGUAUCAAACCUAAAGCUGGAAGGAAUUCUUCAGGUCAUUGAAUUGUACAGUAUGUUCAAUAUUUGAUGUCAAUUUGACAAGGCCACUUCAGACUCAGACAUUAUGGAGGAUUGGAGGCUGCCAUUCUUUAUACCAAUCCCCUGCUGAGGGUGUCUCUGAUAUGUCAACAUCUUUCACUGGUGCAUAUGCCCCACUUGCUCUAUUAGCAGUUGUUACAAGUUACCAGUGAAGUUUACCCAAUUCCACUCAUUGCCCUAUGGGUGGUAUUCACAGGAAAUCUUGUCAACCUUGUCAUCAGCUGUGGGAUCCGUGAAACUUGACUAAAAAUUGUUCUGAUUAAUAUUUCUACUUAACAUUCAAUGUGCAUUUGUACUUAAAUUAAAGACAGUUGUUGGUGCAUAGUAGAAUUGCAGUCAAGUCAGUCACACGGUCAAUCACAAACUCAAAUGACAAGUCAGGCUUACAAGUAACAGAGGAUGAACAAUAGUACAGAAAUGUAUCUGUCAAGGUUCAUUGGAAGAGCUUGUCUCAUGAGACUGGAGGACAUGCGAUUGACGUGUGAUUGACUUAACAGGAUUUGUUGUAUAAUAAUGAAAUCUCUAGUGCGUGGGGUGAAGGCAACUUGGAACAUUUCACUCCCCUACAUCUGAAUAUGAACAAUCUAUGCACAAAUCGAUGUUUGUCUGGGAUUGAUUGCUAAUUGUUUUAGUCACAUGUAAAGCAAAGUGGUGGUGCUUUAGUUUCUCCAAAAGAACCCACAGUUUUGGUUCCUUGAUGCAAAUGUCGACACUUCCUUCAUGAGUCAAAGAUAAUAAUUCCAAAAACUUCAUCACCUUGCAGUGUGUCCAGAUUUGCCAUAAUUCAGUACUUUCUAAUUUCUGAAGUCAGUUAAAAGAUGUUUUGAUUAUUAUGUGUUGGUUUUCUAAAUUGUGACAUAAUAGUUGUAUGUGUAAUGAAUGGAAGCUAUGCAGCACCUUACAGGUUCAAGCCUGUUGGUUUUUCAUAAUACUUUGCCAUUAAUGGUAAGAAGUACCUUAAUCUGUUCAUUGCUGAGCUGAGGUUUGACAUGUACUAUGCAGCAUGGCAACAGUUUGUGAAAUUAUUUGGGCAGGGGGCUGAGUAGUAUCCGAGUAGUAUUUCACAUUGUCUUUAAUGAAAUGCAAAAAUAGCUGGACUAUUUGCUGCCGUCAGUUAAAAAAAAAACCAUAACAUUCCACAGGCUGGAUAACCUGUGGUCAGUGUUUAUGCUCAAGACCAACUAGGUUACUUGGAAAACAAGCUGUACUAUCUUUUAUUUCAUUGACAUGAUUUGAGGUAUUGCUGGUUCAAAUUAAAUAAAAUAUAAAAGUUAGGGAGUUACAAGGUACUGCACUGAAAGUAUAAUAUAACCACGAUACCCUCAGCUUCUAGAAAAAUGUGCAGUUAUUGCUUACAUGGCAUGAUACAUAUUUGGACUGUGCUUUCGGAUUCUGUUAAGACUUGAAAAGCUAAGGAGUCUAAUUUUCUUUGUGUGAAUAUGCAUAUUCUCAGUGACUAAGAUUCCAAGGGUACUAAAAAAAAAGUUAUAAUAGUCACUGUCCUGCGCAUUUUGACGCAACUUUAAAAUGGUGACGCUGAAUGGUAGGAGGAAUAUCUCACUGAAUAAAAAUAGGAGACUGAAAAUCUGGGACACAAAAAGUAGCUCUUCCAUCAAAAGCAGAAGCAUUUUUUGUAAUUGUUAUUAAUCCAGAAAAAUUGCUGCAGGUUUUAGUUUUUUGUGUGAAUGGUGAUUAUAAUUAUUUUUGCUUUACUUUACUCUUUUUAAUCCAACUUGUGUGUCUAUUUUUUGUUUUUGGUUUUUAAGACUGAAGUGUCUUUUGUACAUAAGAACAGAUGAAAUAUACCAUAAUUUGUCUUUUGUUGUUUGGUUAUCUGUAAAUUAUUGUAUAGAAUCAGGUAGAAGAGACUUGUAUGUGUUGUGUAGUGAGUAGUGGCAAUAGGUGUGUGUAACACUGGAUAAUGUUAAAUCUUGGAGAACGGUAGCACUUAAAUAGUACUUGAUGAUUACUAUAUAUAAUGUAUAAUAUUCUUCAUACUUUGGCUUUUUUUCCUCUCAAUAACAGUGAAAGGCCUGUGAUUCCUAGUGUUUAUUGCUGUCUAUGACACAUUACCUAUGAUCUCAUUCACCAGACUGGAGUAGCUGUGUAGUCACAGUGUACAUGGCUGAUUUGAAUGUGCCACAUUUGUACUUGAACUCCAUUGCAGCUAAAAUUAUGGGAAAUUUAAAGACACAAAUUCUGCAAAAUAGUUCCUGUAUUUGUUUGAAGUUUGUAAUCAAUCUUCUCAGAUUAUGGGGUUUUUUUCACAAGUUUUUCAUAUUGUUUAAUUACAAUGCAUUUUGUAUUUUUGUGUAACAAUCAGGUACUCAAAAACGUAUUGUUUCAGACUUUCAGGAAAUCACCCUAGAACCUAACUUAAUCGUUUAUUUUUUUCAAAUUCAUUAGGUGACAUAAUGGGAAAAAUGUGACCAGAUUCGACAAAACUAGUCUUGAAGUAAUUUUCCUUCUCAUUUUGGUCAUAUGAAUUAUAUUUGCAUACGUAAACCUCGCAUUUUAUUUUUUGCUCACAAAAAGACAAACAUAUAUAUGAAGAUAUCAUAUGGGUGAAAAUGCUGACUUACUGUUUGCAAGGUAUGUACAAUAGACCUAUUACUCACAAUAGCUGUGGUGUCUUCUGAGUCAUUUUGUUGUGGUCGGUUUUGGUCGGUCACAACUGAGUUUGAAACAAUUCUGUGACUUCCAAAGGGCACAGACACGUAUUAAGGGGUGGGCGAGGAGGAGAUACGAUACUGGGACCGCCAUCCAUCCACUCCCUGUUGGUUGGUUUGUGACACCACAACAUCAAAGGCAUGACGUCAUGGUUUCAUAAUAAAAGUUUGAUGUAUGAUUUACUGUAUACAAUUAUUGUUUAUGCCUUAACUGUGGUAUUAUGAAAUAUCCAAAGUACAAUGUUAUAUUUUACUUUGGGAGGGGAACUGUGGCCCAGCACCAGUUUACACUGGACAACAGGCAAGAAUAAAGGGUCACUCUCCACACUGCUAGACUGUGUCUGGAUCACUCGGCUAAAGCCAGCAAUAGAUCGUUACAUGCUGCCACCAUUUUAGUCAUGUUCCCUGUAUCUAAUAACAGCACUGAAUGAUAAUGUUUUUGUGCAAAAAGGAACCAGACUAUUUUUCCUUUCAGCCUAGCUUUGGUUGCGUUAAUUUGAAUUGGAAAAAAAUCAAGAUGGCCCAAACAUGAUAAUGGUCUAUAAGCAAUGCGCCUAUUUAGAAAUGUGGUGCUUUUAUAUUUUAUCCAGUGCACUGCUUUAAAGGUCAAAAUGAAAUUUGUUUUCUCAAAUACAUGUAAUUUAAGUGGAAAUUGGAAAUUAAAAUCCGGUGCUAUCAUCCAUAUUUUCUCGUACACUCAUCCAUCAUUAACUCUUAUCCAUCACUAAAUGAUAAAUGAUAAAAUACCAGGUGCUUGUUUUUCCCCACAUUACCUUUCAACUAUGCAGUGUACAUUUUGUAUAUUUCAAAUUGUUAUCCUGUUUUGAAGGAUUAUGUUCUCUUCCCCUUUGUAGCUUUUGCCAAGAAUAAAAACCUUUGAAUGUGUUUUUUUUUUUAUACAAUGAACAUUAAUUUAAAAAAUACGGCCAUAAAAAAAAUUGCAAUGACGAUUCUUGUUGUCAAGGUGCUUGAAUGCAGACCCUAAAAUCGGUGCGAAAUGGGGGCUACAUUGCACAUUUCAAGGUUACAUGUACUUCCAUUUUUGUAUGCAGCCUUUCAUUGCAAAACAAAAUAUGUGUUUCAAGUGAAGUUAAAACAGUUUUAUUAUGAAUAACUCAUAAUAUGCAUUGAUAUGAUGUACUGACUGAUUGUAUUGAAUAAUUAAUACAUUUUUUUAUAAAGAAUAAUAAUUGUUGAAGAGACAAA
Patiria miniata (bat star) is the source of this 9877-nucleotide messenger RNA. Its product is annotated as dedicator of cytokinesis protein 1-like. The transcript is spliced from 49 exons. The record is from RefSeq and is a predicted model, not a curated record. Lineage: Eukaryota; Metazoa; Echinodermata; Asteroidea; Valvatida; Asterinidae. The coding region runs from base 155 to 5851 and encodes 1898 amino acids. Gene Ontology annotation, biological process: cell migration; small GTPase-mediated signal transduction. Gene Ontology annotation, cellular component: cytoplasm; plasma membrane. Gene Ontology annotation, molecular function: small GTPase binding; guanyl-nucleotide exchange factor activity.